ACUUUGGUUGCAAUAUGCAUUAUGGAUGUUUUUUGGGUUGACAGUCUGUCUAACUCUUCUGCAUUUUUUAUUAUUCAGAUGUUGAGUUGUAAAUAAAGUAAUUCUGGGUGGUUUAAACAGUAAAUAACCUUGUAACAUUGAGGAAAAAAAUCACAACAGCAUCAAAAGCGAUUGUUUUAUUCAUUGUUUGAAUGAUUAAUCAUUUACAAAUUCUUGAUCAACUAUUGAGACUGAUGACUUACUACUGUGACACAUGAAGGACUUUAUCUCGUUGGAAGGGCUGGACAGUUACGUCAGCCUGUGUGAAUAGAGAAAUGACCUUUGAACCACUGAAAUCUAUUGCUUGCAUACAAACUACUGAUAAUAGUAAAACACGAGAGAGGUUCUCUAACUAACUGCACUGCAAAAACUAGCAAAAAGGUCACAGUGAGAUGUUUUCCUUCAUUUCCUGGUUCAUACCAAGUGUACCCACUUGGCUAACACUUGAAACAAGUCCACUAGACUGUGCUUUACAAGGACUUGUAGGGGCGUGUGGGAUCUCAAUACUCUGUAAUCUGUUAAGGGUUUAUUUGUUUGUUGAAGCACAGAGCUAUGCAGAUGGUAAGGAUGGUCCUAGUAAUAAGAGGAGUCAUAGUGGUGGUCUAAUACAUAGAAUACAGUUCUGGAUCCUAACACUGAUCAUUGGCCUGGUGGGAUCUCGGGUUGCUUCCCUGGUGGUUCUUGAGUUCUGUCUUCGAGCAAUCUCUACACGACUCACAGCUGCACAAGACCCACUGACUGACUCUGUGCUGCAGUUGCUGGUCCAGUGCCAGUUCUCUUUAGGCUGUGCAUUCAACUGUAGCCUUCAGUUCCUCCAUGAGGGGGCGCCACAGGCCUGGCUGAGCCUCCUCCUCGCUGCAGGACUGAGCUGGUUCUUGGCUAGCCAGUGUUCCAGACUGCGCCGCCAUGUAAUGUCAAUGUACCCAAUACACAGCACCCAGCGCUACUGUGGGGUCUGCAUUGGGCUCCUGACCUCUGGGCCCUCCAUACUGACCUUCCUCUGCAGUGCCCUGAUCAUAACCUUUAGUGUGGCCAGCAUUGCAGCUGUAUCAAGCAUCAACCGCCACUUUCUGUCAACGUCUGAGGCUUUGAGGUUUUGGACACCUCUUACAAUCUGCUACACUCUUCUUAUUAUCUAUAUGCAAGAAGAGCAGCGACGGCAGCCUAGUGGACAGGCCCUUUUAAACACAGUGGUGGUGCGACUGGGCGGGCUACUAGUUUUAAUGCUCACUGUAGGAAGGUGGGCAGAUGUUCUCCACAUCCUAUUGUGCUUUACUGGGGAAGCUGCUUGUCUGUUGCCAGCUCAGGACCUACUGGAAAGUGCUUAUAAGGGUGCAGCAGAUGUUCCCAGACAUGUGACGAGAAAUGAACCCCAGAGAAGACAAAAGAAACUGGAGAAGCAUGACUGAGCUUUCGAAAGCUGCCUGUGUAAAAUGGACCUCACGUGAAAAGCGGACAGAAGAAAAGUGGUUUGGAAACAAGCCAGUGUUUUAGGAAAACAAGGAACUUCUAAAAUGUCUAAUGCUUGUGUCUGCAGUUGAAGUUAACAGCAGCAGUAGGGCUGGGUGAUAUGACUGAAAACUCAGAUAUAUGAAAUAUAUGACAAAUGCAUAUAAAACUGUUAAAAUACUGUACAAUAUAUAAUGAAAACUUAAGUAUAAUGUUAAAGUAUCAGUAUUUAUUUGUAACACCAAAAUACAAUGUGCUGUUUAUUUAACAAAAUCUAUCAAAGAUUGCAUAUAUUAUCAGAAUUGCAUCUCCAAACAAAUGACCCAAGCACAUUUAUUUUUUUGGAACUAGUAACCUUUAAAUCCGUUUGCGAUAUUACAAUAUUACAAUAGACUGCAAAGCCCUAAGCAUAAGCAGUACAGAAACAAAGUAAUACUUCCUCAUUACUUUGUGUAGGGCUGAUUUUGGCUUACGUACAGUACUACCCAAAAGUUUUUUUCUUUUUAGGAUUCUUUACAAUGUAUAUUUAAUAUUGAAGACUGUAUUAAAGCUAUAAAGGAACAUAUGUAGAGCUAUUUUGUAAACAAAAAGUGUUAAACAAACCAGAAUAUGUUUUAUAUUUUAGAUUCUUUUAAGUACCACAUUUAGCUUUGAGGACAGAUCUGCACACUCUUGGUAUUUUCUCAGUGGCUUCAUGAGGUAGAGUCACUUGGAUUAGUUUUCUCACCAUCUUAAAUAGUUUAACAAAAGUUGGAGCUUAACAAAAUUUAUUUUAUUUCAUGCUGUGAAGCUCCAGCUCAUCCCAAAUCAGUCAUCUCAGUUGAUCAGGUUAGGGUCAGGGGAUUGUGGAGUGUAAACAUUUUUUUGUUUUGUUUACUAUGUAAUUCCAUACAUGUUUCUUAAUUGAUUUGAUGUCUUUAAUAUUAAUAUAAAGUAAGUAAAUUAAAGAAAGAAAAAAAUAAUGAGAAGGUGUGUCCAAACUUAAGACUGGUACUGUUUCUAAACUUGAUUUUUUUUAAUUUAAAAAUCUCAGCUCCAGACAACAAUUGAGAGUUUGCUUUAGGUCUUCUGGGCAGCAGAAAACAUACUAGUGCAGAAUAUUAUACAUUACCACUUGGUACUUAUGGCAGUGUGGGCAAUGUGCCAAGUCCUGCUGGAAAAUGAAAUUUUCCUGGAAAACACUGCACUGACUUUGGACUUGAUAUAACACAGUGGAUCAAGACCAGCAGACAUGUCUCUCCAAACCAUCACUGACCAUCAGUACAUUUUGCAUUUAAUUUGAAAAUCAAGGGACCAGAGUCUGGAGGAAACGUGGAGAGACACACAGUUCAAACUGCUUGAGGUCUAGUGUGAAGUUUCCACAAUCAGUGAUGGUUUGGAGAGAUAUGUAAUCUUUCAUAGAGAUGCGGAUUUCAUUUUCCAGCAGUUCUUGGCACACUGCCCACACUGCCAAAAGUAUAAAUUUUUCAAGUCUUAUAUAAUAUUCAAAUUUUGUGACACUAACUUUUAGGUUUCCAUUGUUUGUAAGCCAUUCACGAGUUUUACAUUUUGAACUGAAUUACUGAAAUAAAGUGUCUUUGUGUU
Molecule: messenger RNA, 3072 nt
Organism: Astyanax mexicanus (Mexican tetra)
Lineage: Eukaryota; Metazoa; Chordata; Actinopteri; Characiformes; Acestrorhamphidae
Gene: tmem82
Product: transmembrane protein 82
Exons: 7
Coding region: 432-1448 (338 amino acids)
Source: RefSeq, a predicted model, not a curated record